GAAGAAAACAGCCGAGCAGGAAUCAAAACAAGACGCGGACACGCCUUCACCAUUAAAGGUUAUAGUAGCUUAUUUCUUUUACCUGCAGCGAAACGCAAAGUCCGCUUCUUCCCCGAAGGAGACCUCAAACACCAAGAGGAGUGAAAUAAAAGAAAGAAAGCGCCGCAAACGCACCGUCGAAAUCCGCCGCAGAAAUGGAGUCAACAGAAAUGUCAGACAGCGUUGACACCAGCCGCUGAUUUAAAAAAAAGAAGGUCGAAACAGCAACCGUUGACGUUUCAAACUCCGUAAAAUGCCCAACCAGAAGAACAGCAAAGGGAAGAAGAGCAAACGCGCGAACAGCAGUGGAGACGAGCAGGAAAAUGGAGGCUGCGCGGCGGCGGCAGCGGGAGGCGCGGCGGCUGCAGCUGCCGCUGCGCCCAGGACGGAGCGCUGCAGCGAGGUCCAGUGCGCCUCCCCUCUGGGCUGCAGCCUGGGCCGCUCCAUCGACCUGGAGAAAGAGGACCACCAGCGGGUGCUCUGCAACAACGAGCUCUGCCCAUACGGCAACUGGAUGCAUUUGCAGUGCUUCUAUGAGUGGGAGAGCUCCAUCCUCGUUCAGUUUAACUGCAUCGGCCGUGCCCGCUCCUGGAACGAGAAGCAGUGCCGGCAGAACAUGUGGACCAAGAAGGGCUACGACUUGGCCUUCAGGUUCUGCUCAUGCCGCUGCGGACAGGGCCACCUGAAGAAGGACACCGACUGGUAUCAGGUGAAACGUAUGCAGGAUGAGCGCAAAAAGAAGCCGUCUGAGAGGAGCUCUGGGAGGACUGGGGGCGCUGUGGGGUCUGGAGAUGGUCCAUUUGAAGAGCCCAAGAAGAGCAAGCCAACUGGAGCCUCUGGAGGGGGGAAAUUACCCCACAGGGCCUCCAGUCAGGAGUUACCUCGUAGACAAUCGGUGGACCGCCAGAACUCCAUAGAAAGAGGAGGGGGCCAUGGUGCAGGAGGACUAUCUCCCCUGGGGCCUCCUCAGAAAUCUCCCUGCGACUCCCCAGGAUUGUCUCCUCCCAGCGGUUUUAACUUCUCCCCCCCUGUCCUGGGAUCAGGGGGAGCAGGUAUGCGGGGUUCCCGCCAGCUGGGCGAAUUCUUCAAAUCAGCCGUCCACAUGGACCCGCAGAGAAAACACCUGCUGGCUGGAGGUGUUCUGAGUCGGGGUGGCGGAUGCUCCCCUGGUUCAGCCGGUGGCGCACACCUCGAUCCAGGGUCUGUUUUUCCUCUGCAGCUGUCCUUCGCCCUCCCACUCCACCCCCGUCUCACCUCCGGCGGCGGAGGGGACAGUACCCACGCUCACCCGGUGCAGUUCCUGAGGAGGCUGGACCUCUCGGAGCUCCUCACCCACGUCCCCCGCCACAAACUCAACACUUACCACGUCCGCAUGGAGGACGACGCCCAGGCAGGCCAGGGGGAGGAGCUACGCAGGUUUAUACUGUCAGCUCUCAGUGCAAGCCAGAGGAACGUGGUUAACUGUGCUCUAUGCCAUCGCUCACUGCCCGUGUUUGAGCAGUUCCCCCUGGUGGAUGGGACGCUGUUCCUCAGUCCGUCACGCCAUGAGGAAAUUGAGUACGACGUCCCCUGCCACCUUCAAGGUCGAUUGAUGCACCUGUAUGCCAUAUGUGUGGAUUGUCUGGAGGGCGUCCACAAGAUCGUCUGCAUCAAGUGCAAGUCGCGGUGGGACGGGAGCUGGCACCAGCUGGGAACCAUGUACACCUACGAUAUACUGGCUGCUUCGCCCUGCUGCCAGGCUCGGCUCAACUGUAAGCACUGCGGGAAGCCGGUGGUGGACGUCCGAGUCGGGAUGCAGUAUUUCUCAGAGUACAGCAACGUCCAGCAGUGCCCUCACUGCGGCAACCUGGACUAUCACUUCGUUAAACCCUUCUCCUCCUACAAAGUCCUCGAGGCUUAUUGACAAAUGUUUCAACACGCGCUAGUUCGGCUGCUUUUUUUUCUCAUUUGUUUUCUAACACAAUCUAGGAAAGAUCUCUAAUUUUUUUGGGGGCCUUAAGGUGGUUUUAUGUUUUAAAGUUCUCUCCUCCUUUGAAUGCGUAGGGAAAAUGUGACAGAAGGACGAGUUAAAGAACUGUUAGGAGAGGCGAUAAAAUGUGGAGCUGACGUUUUCAGUCAAGUGAACACAUUUAUCUGAGACACGUGAAUGUAUCUGUAUGCCAAAAUUUGCUUUUAUUUUUUACCAAAACUGAUCUUAAAAUAAAGAGAGAUUCACACU
This is a messenger RNA of Cyprinodon variegatus (sheepshead minnow), 2257 nucleotides long. It is a transcript of the gene heca, whose product is annotated as hdc homolog, cell cycle regulator. The transcript is spliced from 5 exons. The coding region runs from base 293 to 1942 and encodes 549 amino acids. The record is from RefSeq and is a predicted model, not a curated record. NCBI's taxonomy places the organism in Eukaryota, Metazoa, Chordata, Actinopteri, Cyprinodontiformes, Cyprinodontidae.